AUGUCAGCACGCGGAAAGCAGGGAGGUAAAGCUCGUGCCAAGGCUAAGUCGCGCUCAUCCCGCGCUGGUCUCCAGUUCCCAGUGGGCCGAGUGCAUCGCCUGCUGCGCAAAGGCAACUACGCCGAGCGCGUGGGGGCUGGCGCGCCGGUCUACAUGGCGGCCGUGCUGGAGUACUUGACCGCCGAGAUCCUGGAGCUGGCGGGUAACGCCGCCCGAGACAACAAGAAGACGCGUAUCAUCCCUCGCCAUUUGCAACUAGCUGUGAGGAAUGACGAAGAGCUCAACAAGUUACUUGGAGGUGUUACCAUUGCCCAGGGCGGCGUCUUGCCCAAUAUCCAGGCUGUCUUGUUGCCCAAGAAAACGGAGAGUCAUAAGCCUGGCAAGAACAAGUAACUGGGCCUGACACCACACCAGCCCC
Artibeus jamaicensis (Jamaican fruit-eating bat) is the source of this 418-nucleotide messenger RNA. Its product is annotated as histone H2A type 2-B. The coding region runs from base 1 to 393 and encodes 130 amino acids. The record is from RefSeq and is a predicted model, not a curated record. Gene Ontology annotation, molecular function: protein heterodimerization activity; structural constituent of chromatin; DNA binding. Gene Ontology annotation, cellular component: nucleosome. Lineage: Eukaryota; Metazoa; Chordata; Mammalia; Chiroptera; Phyllostomidae. The transcript has a single exon.